Molecule: messenger RNA, 2305 nt
Organism: Corapipo altera (White-ruffed manakin)
Lineage: Eukaryota; Metazoa; Chordata; Aves; Passeriformes; Pipridae
Product: ATP-binding cassette sub-family G member 2-like
Exons: 14
Coding region: 16-1989 (657 amino acids)
Cellular component (GO): plasma membrane
Molecular function (GO): ABC-type transporter activity; ATP hydrolysis activity; ATP binding
Source: RefSeq, a predicted model, not a curated record
CCUGGCCGGGAACACAUGGCAGCACGGAAAUGCAGCCUGGAGGACAACGGGUCACCCCAGCGAGAUGCCCUGACCUCCCCGGUCCCAGCAAGGGAGCACCCGGGGGAGCACGCUGCCUGUGGAGGGAUGGGAACUGCUCAAAACAACAGUGACCUCAAACAUCUCCAUGCAGUGGAGCUUGACCUGUGUAACAAAGACAUGAUGGCAGACACAUUUGAUCACAGCAUUAUUUCUGUUGGAGAAGAGGAAGGAGCAGGCAAUUUCCAACGUUCUCUCCCAACACAAGAGUCCCUCCGAUCUCCUCGGGGCUCUGUCGUGAGUUUCCAUAACAUCCAGUACUCCAUUAAGCAGUCCAGUGGAUUCCUUUGUAAACGGAAAACUGUGGAAAAGAAGAUCCUUCAUAAUGUUUAUGGCAUUAUGAAGCCAGGCUUGAAUGCUAUCUUGGGGCCAACGGGGAGUGGAAAAUCUUCUCUCCUAGAUGUGCUGGCUGCCAGAAAGGACCCAGCAGGCCUGUCUGGAGAAGUGCUUAUAGAUGGCAUUCCACAACCUCCAAAUUUCAAGUGUAUCUCGGGAUAUGUUGUACAGGAUGAUGUUGUCAUGGGCACAAUGACGGUGAGGGAGAACCUGCAAUUCUCUGCUGCCCUGCGACUCCCCAGCUCUAUCAGCAUUAAAGAGAAGGAAGAGCGAGUCACCCAGAUAAUCAGUGAGCUGGGAUUAAGCAAAGUGGCUGAUGCCAAGGUAGGAACCGAAUUGAUCCGGGGAGUGUCUGGAGGGGAACGGAAGAGAACCAACAUUGGGAUGGAGCUCAUCACAGAGCCACCAGUCCUUUUUCUGGAUGAACCAACAACUGGCCUUGAUGCCAGCACAGCAAAUGCAGUCCUCAUCCUUUUGAAGAAGCUCUCAAGAAGAGGUAGAACCAUCAUAUUUUCUAUCCAUCAGCCCCGCUAUUCCAUAUUCAAGCUGUUUGACAGUCUGACACUGCUGGCUUCAGGAAAGGUGGUGUACCAUGGUCCUGCAAAGCAGGCCCUGGAGUACUUUAGUUCUAUUGGAUAUGAAUGUGAACCCUUCAACAAUCCAGCUGACUUCUUCCUUGAUGUAAUUAAUGGUGAUUCAACUGCUGUGGCAGCAAGCAAGGAAGAUCACAGACCUGUGGACACAGGAAAAGAGGUGAGCAGUGAAAAUGGAGUGGCAGAAGAUAAUGUGGACAGCAGUCUGGUAGAUGUGCUGCACCAGAAAUAUCUCAGCUCCAGCCUAUAUCAGAGCACAAAAGAAGCACUGAGGAAAGUGGAGCUUGGACGGGGAAGCAAGCAGAGAGUAUCCAGGCAGGAGCAUGAGAUUACCUAUGCAAAUGGAUUCCUCACCCAGCUGUACUGGGUGUCCAAACGUUCCCUGAAAAAUCUCAUCAGGAACCCACAGGCAUCUGUUGCACAAAUUGCAGUGACUGUAAUCCUAGCCUUGGUUGUGGGUGCUAUCUUUUUUGGUGUAAAAUUGGACCGCAGUGGUAUUCAGAAUCGGGUUGGAUCCUUGUUUUUCGUCACCACAAACCAGUGUUUUUCCAGUGUCUCUGCAAUUGAGCUAUUCAUCAGAGACAAGAAACUAUUUGUCCAUCAGUACACCAGUGGAUAUUACCGUGUGUCUGCCUACUUCCUGGCCUUGAUGAUAGGAGAUCUGCUGCCCAUGAGAACUGCUCCAGCCAUCAUAUUCUCAUGCAUCAGUUACUGGAUGAUUGGAUACCAAGCUGUUGCAGGACGGUUCUUUUUCUUCAUGCUGACCCUGGUACUGGUGUCCUACACUGCCACAGCCAUGUCUCUGGCUAUCAGUGCUGGGAUGGAUGUGGUGGCUGUGGCCAAUCUGCUCAUCACGAUUUGUUUUGUCCUGAUGCUUAUCUUCUCAGGCCUCUUAGUGAACCUCCCUUCAGUAAUGGGUUGGCUGAACUGGCUCAAGUACUUCAGUAUCCCCCGAUAUGGCCUCACUGUGAGUAGAAGGUAGCAUUGGUCUCCUGUGAGUAAUGUAGCCACACUGUUGCUUUCUGGAGAGGUUUUGAGUAUAAAUGAAGUUCUCUUAAAAAUCAGAUUGGUUUGAUUCCUUGCACGAACAUGGUAAAAAAAGAACAAACCAGCCAAUCCCAAAAAGGAAGCAAAAGUUAAUCUCUGUGUGAGAGAUGGGAGUCUCAAGAGACUGAACAAAUAUUUGUGUUACAGAGUUAGUGCUGCAUGGACAGCAGCAGAGUGAGCUGUCGAGUGAGGCACUAAUUCCUAGCCUGAAUUGUUGAUCCCUAUGGUUUAGAAUGAAGUCAAAUAUUGUA